Messenger RNA from Thermothielavioides terrestris NRRL 8126, 894 nucleotides. RefSeq lists its product as uncharacterized. The transcript is spliced from 4 exons. Lineage: Eukaryota; Fungi; Ascomycota; Sordariomycetes; Sordariales; Chaetomiaceae. The annotation marks the transcript as partial. The record is from RefSeq and is a predicted model, not a curated record.
AUGAGGUUUCCGCCUCCGGAAGCCGUCGCCUCGUGGCCGCCGCCCAACUACGUUGAUCCGCAGACCCGGGGUCCUGCGCUCAUCAUCGUCGUGAUCGCCCUCUUCUCGGUGGUCUUGGUCUGCCUCAGUCUGCGCCUUUACGUCCGGCUCGGGAUCAUGAACAAGUCCGGGUUGGAUGACUGGCUGAUGGUGGUAGCCGCGAUCCUCGGGCUCGGAGUCACCACCUGCGUCCUCCUGGCCGUUGACCGCCACGGCUGGGACAUGCAUGUCUGGGACCUCACGCUGGACAAGGUAAUCGCCGGACGUCAGGUCUCGUUCGCGGCCCAGGGUUUGUUCAUCUUGGGCACCUGCUUCGCCAAGGUGUCGAUUCUCGUCAGCUACCUGCGCCUGGCGCCCGCGCAGUCUUGGUUCCGCCGCAUCACCUGGAGGUACGCUGACAAGCGAGGCUCAGUUGUGGUGAUUGGGUUCGUCGUGGCGACCAACGUGUCCUUCUUUGUCGUCCUGUUUACGCAGUGCAAACCGAUCUCGAGCUACUGGAACCUCGAGUACUCGAACCGCGACUGCAUCGACGAGUCGUACACCAUCGUCACGCACGCCAGCCUGACCGCCUGCGCCGACGCGCUGAUAUGGCUGCUGCCGCUGCCGUCGCUGUACCGGGCCAAGCUCCCGCUGGCGCAGCGGCUCUCGCUGAUGGUGCUGUUCAGCUUCGGCCUGGUCGUCGUCUUCGCCGCGAGCAUCCGCAUCUACCUGCUGCACUACGUGCUCGACGAGACGUACGACGUCACCUGGGACGCCUACCACAUGUGGCUCGUCACCGCCGUCGAGAUCCAGCUCGGCAUCAUCUGCGGCUGCGUGCCCUGGCUCAAGUCGCUGUUCAACUUCUGGCGCAGCCGG